CUUUUGCUGUGAUUUCUUUUCACAAAGGGGUUUAUUGAGUAAAUUAUUUGGAAAUCACUUAGGCAAAGAGAAUCUGUAAAAGAAAAAAAAAUGCAACAAUGCCUUCAAAAUAAAUAAAAGGACACAUUUCUACAUUAAAAAAAACAUGACUACAAAUAGCAAUAAACAGUAACCCAAAUCCAUAUUUGAUGUCAUUAUUUUUUUCUUUAAAACUGCAUCAGUUAGGCAAUCUGAGGCAGACUUAAGCUGGCAUAGAGUUUUAUUUAUUUUAUUAAAAAAAAAAAAAGUGUCUGAAGUUUUUUGUUUUGGGUUUUUUUUUCCCUCCAAGCAUCUUAGAGGACUUGCCACACUUAUUCACAUUUUUUUGCCUGUCUCAGUUGUUUCUGUCUCUUGAGCUAAUAUUGCAGCACAGCCUGCAAUAUGUUUUUUUAUAUGAAAAGUGCUCUAUUACUCUUUGUUAUUACAUUUCUCUCAUUUUUUUGAAAAUCAGUGUUUGGAAACCUAAAACCUUUUCUUUUGUUCUAUUGACUGAAGACCUAAAAUGAGCAUCUAAGACAAAAUGUAUAUAAAAAUUAGCAUGCCUAAGACUCUGCAGCAAAUAGCUUUAGAGUAAAUAGAUAAUAUGUUUUGAAAUGUGCUUUCCUGUGGAAAUGAAGGAGGCUAAACUAGAUUUAAGCUUUCUGAGACUAGUAUGAAGAGGAAAAGAAUAAGAUUUUCCUUAGCUUAUUGUUUAAUGCAGACAUCUGCGUCAAAACACAGUAGCAGUGUUGUAUAACACAAGUUUACCUCCACAUCUAAAAAAAUUCUUACGAAUCUCUGCAGUGCUUCUCCCAAGAGGAAACCAGAACGUUCUGUCUUCUGAGGCUGUGGUAUUUCACCUUCUUUUUCCCUGGCCUUUAAACCCUUGCCAGUUAUAAUCUACGCCUUGGUGGGGUGUGCCCCAGGGUUCAGCUUUAUGGCCCCUUGUAUUGAUUUGUACUGAAGUAAAUAGGAUGUGAAGGGCACUAGGGAGCCAGAGUAACAUAUGGUCCUGCCAGAGCUGCUCUUUCCCAAAAGGCUGCUGACAGGAAGGGGAUCUAUGGUUACCUGGUGGCACAGGUGGCCACGAGGGAGGGAACGGAAAAGUGCGACAUGUGGGAGCUCAACAGGCGUCGAAUUUUAAACAGUGCCGAGUUGCAGCUCUGAAUACUCCUGCACUGUUGUAAGUUUACAGAGUACUCAUAGUGAAUGUUAUAAAUGUUUAAAUAAAGGUAGUAUGCAUGAAAACCUGACAAAAUGUAUGGAAAAUUAAUAUACAGUAUAAUCAGUUUGAAAUAGAAUAAGAGGUCAAGCCACUGGAGAAAGUUGUAUGUACCGACUUUGACCAGCAAUCCACACCAAACCAACAACUUGCAGCUUAAGUGGAAUAUCACAACAUUGCUAAAUGUUGCAUAAAAAGUAACUGCAUGGUCUGUGUUUCACUUUGUAACUCUACAGUGAAACUGAUCAGUAUGUAAUUCUUAUUAUUAGAAUCAAAUACUUAAAUAAAUCACGUCAGUGGCAAUUCAUUCAUUCGUUAAUGACAAGGCAUCAUGCACACAUUCACACCUAGUGGCAAUUUGCAGUAACCAAUCCACCUCAACGUGGUUUUGGGAGGUAAGAAGAAACCAGAGAACCUGGAGGAAACCCACAUGGACACAGGGAGCAUGCAAAACUCCACACAGACUGUAACCCAAGCACAGGAUCGAACCAGAUCCUGAAGUUGUGAGGUAGUGACAUUACCCACUGCACCACCAUGCCUCCUAUCAGUCGUGAUGAUCUCUUUAUUUCUCCAACUGGGGCCAGUCUUAAAAUAAGGUACAUUUGUUUGCUGUUUUGAAAUGUUAUAUUUCAGUAAACUCUUUCUGCAUACCAUUGACUGUGUGAUCUGGAUGAAGGCUUUUGAUUGUUUAGUGGCUGCCGGCCCAGACUAGAGUAGUACUGUAGCUGAAUCAGCAAGGCCAUCAUUAUAAUGGGGAAAUGUCAUCAUGCUUAGGAGGUAGUAAAGAUUGGUGGCCUUAUGGAAACUACACAUGGGUGACAAAUUAAAGGAACUCUGGUAAUGCUGUGGGAGGCAUUUAUAGAUUUUUGCUGACAUGGUUUAUGUCCACUUACAGGGAAGCAUCACCGCAAGUCAAUACAAAGUUCUUCUGACUGAACACCUUUAACUUAUGAUGAAAGAGUUCUGUCCUGAUGGGCAUGGUCUCUUCCAGUGUGACUCUGUCCCCAUCCACAUGGCAUGAGGGCUUAAUGAAAGGAGUGAUGAGGGUGAAAAUUAUGUAAAUCAAUUGAACACUUAUUGGAGAUUUUGGAGUGAUGUGUUAGACAGUGUAUCAUCAAAAUACCAAUGGUGCGAGUAUGUUUUGGAAGAACAGUAUUCCUCACUCCAGUACAGUCCCAGAAACUUGUAUCGUCUAUGCCAAGCUGCACUGAAGCUGUUCUGGUAGCUUGUAGUGGCCCAAAACCGUAAUAACACACUGUAUGUUGGUUUUUCCUUUAAUUUGUCACCCUAGUGAUAGGAAGUUGAUGAGCUCAAAUCCCAAGACUAGCAGAAAUCCACUGUUGGGUCCUUUACGCCUUCUUCAGGAUUAUAAACAUAUGAUUCACUUGAAAAUAACUCUAAAUAAAAGCAUUUAUCACAAAAACACAAAAUAGAAUAGAAUAGAAUAGAAAGAAAUAGAAUAGAAAGUCAUAGCAACAUUUAUUGGCUUCAGAUCAUUUAGCAAGUCAUUGGAAAAAUACAGAGUACAGCAAACACUGUUGGUUAAGUUAGCGAGCUAAUGAACACAAUCUGGCAAAUUGUUUACAUCACAUGCACGCUUAAUGUCAUUUUCCGUAAUUACAAAUUGGUUAGUGUUUACAUUUAAUUAACCUCAUAUAAAAACCCAUUUAAAGCAUGCUCUCUACACUGAUCUAGAUUAAUACACAGUGUUUACUUUUAAAUGUUAGGUGCACAUAGCUUCAAUUUCUUGUGUUCCCUGUACUCAGCUCAUCAAGAUCGUGAUAAUUAGUGGCUGAAUGAAAACAGGUGUGUUAGAAUUGAAAACACUGAAAUGCGCAGGUCACUGAGUCCUCUCAACUCUGGAAAGUCUGUGGAGUUCUGUUCAGGAUUAACACAUGAAGGAAGUAAACUUGGCUCAUCUGGGAAUUUCUUCAGGACCUCCAAGAAAAAAACAGAGAAAGUACAGUUAGAGUACUCAAGGCUGGCUGUUCAUUACUGGGAGGCAUGGCGCAGACUAACAACUAUGGACAGAGCAGCAAUGGAGUAACAGAUGAGUCUCCCAACAUGCUCGUCUACAGAAAAAUGGAGGACAUUAUUGCUCGAAUGCAGGACGAGAAGAAUGGCAUUCCCAUUCGCACAGUGAAGAGUUUUCUGUCCAAGAUUCCCAGUGUCUUUUCAGGUUCAGACAUUGUGCAGUGGAUGAUCAAAAACCUAGACAUCGAAGAUCAAGUUGAGGCUCUUCACCUGGGAACUCUGAUGUCUGCACAUGGCUACUUCUUUCCCAUCUCAGACCAUGUGCUCACAUUGAAGGAUGAUGGGACAUUUUAUAGAUUUCAGACUCCCUACUUUUGGCCUUCAAACUGCUGGGAACCAGAGAACACUGAUUAUGCUGUUUACCUCUGUAAGCGGACGAUGCAGAAUAAAGCCCGGCUGGAACUUGCUGACUAUGAAGCUGAAAGUUUAGCGCGGCUACAGAGGGCUUUUGCACGGAAAUGGGAGUUUAUAUUUAUGCAAGCAGAAGCACAAGCUAAAGUGGAUAAGAAACGGGACAAAAUCGAGCGGAAGAUUCUGGACAGUCAGGAGCGGGCAUUCUGGGAUGUGCACAGACCCGUGCCUGGCUGUGUGAAUACGACAGAAGCCGACAUCAAGAAAUCCUCCAGGAUGAAACAGCCGCACAAAACACGGAAGUCAGUGUAUGGUCUACAGAAUGAUGUCCGCAGUCACAGUCCCACACACACCAGCACACCUGAGGUUAAGGAGCCCACUGAGGAGGAGCUACAGGAACAGAUACAGUAUUGGCAAGCACAGUUGGACAGACAUCGAUUAAAAAUGUCCAAAGUUGCAGAAAGUUUGUUGAGCUACACAGAGCAGUACAUGGAGUAUGACCCUUUCAUAACCUCCCCUGAGUCAUCAAACCCCUGGAUCUCAGAUGACAAUACUCUCUGGGAACUGGAAGCCAGUAAGGAGCCGGGUCAGCAGAGGGUGCGGCGGUGGGGUUUCGGGUUUGAUGAGGUUCUGAAGGACCCCGUAGGGAGAGAACAGUUCCUGAAGUUCCUGGAAUCUGAAUUCAGCUCGGAGAACCUGUGUUUCUGGCUGGCCGUUCAGGAGCUUAAGAAGCGGCCGAUCCGCGAGGUGCCCAGUCGUGUGCAGGAGAUCUGGGACGAGUUUCUGGCCCCUGGAGCCCCAAGUGCCAUCAACCUUGACUCCAAGAGCUACGACAAGACCAUGCAGAAUGUCAAAGACCCCGGACGCUACACGUUUGAAGACGCCCAGGAGCACAUCUAUAAGCUGAUGAAGAGCGACUCGUACAGCCGCUUCAUUCGAUCCAGUGCCUACCAGGAGCUUUUACAGGCCAAGAAGAAGAAAAGCAAGAAUUUGUUCUGAAGAAGUGGAUGCUGGAAUCUGCAUUUCAACUUUCAAACUUUCAAGCAAAAGUUUCUGUGUCUCGGUGUGUAGGACACCAGAUCUACGAUCAUCAGGCCUCUACUUUCCUGCAAAAUUGGUCACACCUCAUCUGGAGAAGAGGAGCGUGUGAUUUGUACAUUACUGUAAUCUACUGUGCUUCAUAAUAAACCCACAAGGAGGUAGAGCAGUCGAGUCAUUGCAUGUCUGAUAAACUGAGGUAAAAGAUGGCUUUAUUUUCUUUCCAUUGUUCAUCAUCUACUCAUGAAAAGGACUUUUUUCCCACGGACUUGAAAACACAUUUCCCACUUACUUCCUUAAUUUUCACAUAUCAGCUUUAGCUGUGCUUUGUGAACUGAGAAUAGGAAUAAAAUCAGUAUAUAUAGUAUCUAUAAGCAAAUAUCAAACUCUUUAUGACAUUGUAUAAACACACACACGCCAUUGCAGUUGUAAAGCCAUGUUUGAAUGAGAAAAAUACUUAUGUCAGAUGUAGUUGCCUCCAAAAUGCUUUAUGACACGUCUCAUUUAUUUUUAUACUCUAUUUAUGAAUAUGUUGAUUUGUUAUCUGUAUAUUAUUCCUUCUUUUUUUGUAAAUUUCUGUACAAACUGGGGUACACAGGGAAAGACAAACUAGAAAAGCCAAAUUAUGGACAGAGCGUAUUUUUUAAUCCCAUGCCCACCCUGAUACAUGUGUUUAUUUUUUUAUUAGAGAAACAACUGACCAAAUACAUGGUGUUUGUGGAUUUGUGGAAUGCAGCGAUCACUGCCUCUGUGAUGGGAAUCUUUAAGUCAUGUCAUGUUCUUACAGAGUGUGUUAGUUGGUCUGAUAUGUUGAUAUGGUGUUGGAGUAUGUGGAUCUGGAUAGAUGCAUGUUGGUGAAUGUGUGUGGAUGGAUGAAUGUGUGUAAUGACAGAUCACAGAACAGCAAUGGAGUAGAGAAUUCGUUCAUCUUCAGUAAGCGCUUUGCCCACCACACACACACACACACACACACACACACACACAUUCUCACCCAGGGGCAAUGUAGUGUAACCAAUCCAACUAAGGGGCAUGUUUUUUGGGAGAUGAGAGCAAACCCACUUAGACAGUAACCUGAACUCAGAAUCGACCCUGGGACCCUGGAGCUAUGAGGCAGUAACACGAACUGCUGUGCUUCUGGUGUAGAAAAUAACAAUAUAAGUACAAACCAACCCUUAAGGAGGGAAGGAAUAACUAUAAUGGGGUAGAACACAGAAUAAACAACAAAACAGAAACAAAGGUUUUAGAUCUGGGGCCAUAUUACAGAAACCUGUCCUAAAUUAACACCUGACAUGGCUAAAGAAGUUCUAGUUAAACAUUUUCCUCUGUAAAGAUGGAAAAACAAGACAAAGAGAAUUGAAUGCCAAAGAAAAUUACAUUUUAUUUCCCUCAGUGGAAUUUUUUUCAUUUUUAUUUUUGGCAGUGUCACAGCCAGUGAAGCGAGCAAUUCACUGAGAAGCAACAGAUCAUUUGGGAUUGGUUAUUAUUACCAUUUUGGAAUAUAAAUACAGUGCUAUGCAAAAGGCUUAGGCACAUCUAAAGAAAUUCUGUGAUGCCUUCAAAAACAAAAAGUUCCAAAUAAGACAAAAUUUCAAUAAAAAAUAGAUAUUUACUAUGCCUCAGAAUUUGUAUAGUGCUAUAAAUAUAAUGCCAUUAUGGCUGUAAAAGUUAGUAAGCUAGAUAAUGCUAAUUCUAAAUGCUAAAAUCACAGCUGUCUUUACACCAGAAAAGCUUCUGUAAUCCUCUUUUCCUAUCUGGAAUUAUGCAAAUUAAGAAAUAUAUACAGAAAUGUAGAUAUUGUCCUAAACGAGGUCAUGGUGUUUCUGUAAUAUGGCAUCAAGGAGAAAACCCAGCUAUCCCUGAGAACUGGCCCAGUGAAGAAAAAAGCUUAUCUUAGAAGGUGAAAACAUCUUGAAUGCAGGUCAAUUUAUCAUCAUCAAAUAAAUAUAAAAUCAUUCAACCAAUAUUUAGCUUUUUAUGUCUAAAUGUAUUAAUCUGUUGGCUGAUAAUUUAGCUUGUUUGGAGUAUACAUAUUAAUAAGAAAUAAACAUGUUGCGCCAAUAAUUUGAUAGUUUUAUAAUAAUUACAUAAUGAUAAAUAAGUGAUCGAUUUAACUAUAUUCAAGAUGUUGUCACUUGCUAGGAUUUUACUUUUUGCAGUGAGGAGCCCUGAGAUCAGCACUCAUUAGCUUAAACGUCUCCGACACAUUUCUCUGGAGAGUCCUCGCCCUCACACCUCUGCUUACACACUGCUCUCUAGUGGGUGUGUGGGGUGUGACGGGUUGUGUGUACAGGUGGAUGUGUUUCACAAACAGAGGUGGGUAGAAACACACUGCAUUUAUGCCAUUGCAUUUACAGCAUUUAAGUAACUUUUAAAUAAAAUGUACACCUAAAAAUUUUACUAAUUUUUGUGGAAUAAUUUUUAAAGACUUAGUCUAAUUUUACCCAUCUUACAAUCGGCCAUGUUCUUCCAGCUCGUUUUUGAAUUCAGUGAAUGUUGUGCUCAUCUUGUUUGAUAGGGAUUUCUAGUUUAUUUCAUUCAAUAUUUCUGCGAAAUCACAAUGACAUCACUGUUCUAAUGAAGUCACAUUAGAGUGAUCUAGUUGCUGUCUAGGUGAUAGGGCUAUUUGUAUAAAAUGUCUAUUUGCGCCUGGAGGAAAAUGGUCUUGGCCACACAGUGCAGCAGUUUUCAUCCUUAAACACCACGAAAGAAAGAAUUCUGAAGCAGAACGUCCCAAACCUGCAUGUCAAUUUCAGUGAAAAUGUACAGUACAGUGGCAAUAUGGCUAGACUUGCACUUGAUUAAAGAAGCAAACAUAUGCAUUAUUAGGGAAGUGUGAAGUCUGUAAUUUAAUGACAUAGCCUCAAAAAAAUGAAGUCUUCAGGCUAUCACACUUAACUUGUGCUAUAAGCUACUAUCUAGUGAAUAUUUAGAGUAACUCUCAAAUAAUAGGUAUUUGAGAGUCGACAAAAUAACGUCAUCCAGUCUAGCAGCUCGUGUUAAGCAGUUUUAUACAUACCUAUGUUCAACUGUGUUCGAUAUGUUAGUGUGUUUCCCAUCGCCAGUGAGGUGAACACAGUAGAGCUAAUAACCAAGGUUGACAACCCAAGGUCUCAAAAACCACACAAAAGAGCUGAAAGCAGCACAAAAAUGUGGGCACUGGGAAAGGGAGACUUUUUUCCUUCUUUUUCUCAGCCUUUGUGUGGGAAACAAGGACCACGGUCACCAUGGAACACACACAUUUCUGAUGAACAGACAUCAUCCACUUCAUAAUCCUGUGCGUGUGCUGCUCCAUGAUUGCAUGGCAUCUAGAAAGGCAUCUAUUAUUAUUAUUAUUAUUAUUAUUAUUAUUAUUAUAGUACAUUACGACAUGACAAUUAUAUGAAACAGUAAAAGAAUUCGAAGGAACAGUGUGUUUCUACUCUACCUCUGGCUGCAUGUGUGUGUAUGUGUGCGUACAGGAGAUUGUGUGAUGUAUAAUUGUGUAUUGUGUGUGCAGGUGUGUGAUGAUGUGUGUAUGCAGUACAGCAGUGGGGUUUGCAUGCAUGUGGCUGGUGAGUAGCUGGACAUGAAAGUCUCUUUUGCAACGGUUCCUUUUACAAAACCUGAACUGAAACCAGACGAUGUCGGUGUCAAUCUGUGUACGUUUGGAGUGUAAAGGGAACACUGUGUAAACUCGAUUCUUCUCCAAACCAUUUCUUAAAUAUGUGAUGAAUUAUGCAUUCAGAACAGUAUUAAUUAAGAUAUCAGUGUAUAAAUAAUGAGUAGGAUAAUACAUACACUUACUGACAACUUUAAUAGUGACACCUGUACACCUGCUUAUUCAUGCAGCAGCUGCUCAAUCAUGUGGCAGCAGUGCAAUGCAUAAACUCAUAUUCACAUCAACCAUCAGAAGAAGGAAAAAUGUGAUCUCAGUGGCUUUGACCGUGGCAUGGUUGUUGGUGCCAGACGCGCUGGUUUGAGUUUAUUUGAAUAUAAACACCUUGUUGAUAAGAGAGGUUAGAGGAGAAUGAUCAUACUGGUCUCGAAGGCUAUAACUCCAAUGACCACUCUUUACAACCACGGUGAGCAGAAUAGCAUCUCAGAAUGCAGAAUACAUUAAGUCAUGUGGCAGAUGGGCUACAACAGCAGAAGACCGCAUCGGGUUCCACUCCUGUCAGCCAAGAACAGGAAUAUGACACUACAUUGGGCACAGGUUCACCAAACCUGGACUGCUGAAGAUAGCACAAACAUUGCCUGAUCUUCUUCUAAUCUUACACUGUCCAGUUUUUGUGAGCAUUUUUCCCCAUUCUGAUGUUUGAUAUAAAUAUUAACUGAAGUUCUUGACCUGUAUCUACAUGAUGUUAUGAUGUCAUUGCACUGCUUGAUCAUGAUUGGCUAGUUGGAUGAAUGAAGAGGUGUAUUGAUGUUACUGAUAAAGUGGACAGUGAGUGCAUUUGCAUCACAGUAGGAGGAAAUUUGCACUAAAGUUUUUCAUACAGAGAGACUCUUUAAAACAGACACUUUCCACUUUUGUAUUUCAGUCAUACUUGCUUUAAAUUUAAUCCUCAGUGUUAAGAGGCCGAAACUGUUUUUUUUUUUUUCUUCUUCUUUUUUUUUUUUGGUUUUGUUUUGGGUUUUGUUGGGAAACAUAUUGAGGGUGUGUUUCGGUGCUCCAAGCACCAUGUGAAGUCCAAUCCAAUAUAAUUCCACUAUCAACUCUGUGACUCUGUAAAUACAUUCCAAAAUCUAAUAAAGAGAUCUGAGGGGAAGAAAAGCGA
Messenger RNA from Pangasianodon hypophthalmus (striped catfish), 9420 nucleotides. RefSeq names its product regulator of G protein signaling 7b (gene rgs7b). Lineage: Eukaryota; Metazoa; Chordata; Actinopteri; Siluriformes; Pangasiidae. Bases 3245 to 4624 code for a protein of 459 amino acids. The transcript is spliced from 18 exons. Gene Ontology annotation, biological process: G protein-coupled receptor signaling pathway; regulation of G protein-coupled receptor signaling pathway; intracellular signal transduction. The record is from RefSeq and is a predicted model, not a curated record.